ACAUGCUGUAAUCUUUGCAAUUGUAAACAUCAAAUAUUGUACACUUAUGCAACGUAACUCCUUUUCGUUGACAAGUGAAAUGUGACGAAAUGGAACGUUGAGAAACAGGCGAAAUUUUUUUUUCAUUGGUCCUUGAUCUUCGAAUGCGACUUCCGCCGAUACUUGUCGAUCAUGCUACGUAAAUUAAUUGUUGCUUCAUCAAUUUAUUUUAAACGCACUAUCUCGUCGUAAUAAAUAACAUAUAGUUGUAAUUGUGUCGAGUCGAAUGAAAAAUGGCUGCAAACGUAAGAACAGAAAUGCGAAUUCCUACACGUUCUGCUCCUCGUGCACCUGUAAACUCAACAGCCCAAAGAAAUGUUCUUUGGAGCAGCCCAAACGAUGUUUUUCCAUCUGCAUUCACACAACAACCUGUUCAAAAAAAGAAACCACCACCCAGGCCACCACCGCCAAAGUUCAGUCACUCUCAUACGCAAAAGGAUAAAUUGAGAAAGCCAGUAAGGCCGACAGAACUUUUGAGUAACUUCUUUGGGAAAAAGAGAUACGAGCAUUCAAAUGUACCACAAUUAAAUAGCCAGAUACAUAAUGGAAGAAUACAGCCAGAAAAUAUAAAUGGAUCUGUGUGUCUGAUAGAUCUUAGUCCACCUGGAUCUCCAACAUUUACAACUAGAUCGAGUAGUGAUGGUGUUAGCAUCGAUAGUUUCGGCAGCGAUGGUAACUCGAAUCCAUCUGCAUUCACUAGCAGUGGAAACACAUCUCAGACAGAGAGUGCCUUUGAAGAUGAUUUCGACUUUUUUGGAAUGUCCACUAGAAGAGUGCCACAAAACGAUCCCUGGCAGAUUAAUUCUGACCCAUUCGGGCCGAUAGAAGUAACUAAUCAUAAUACAGUGCAGUCUGUGAAUCGCAUGGGAGAUGCAUGUUUUUUUGCUUUUAACACGAACAAACAUACUAAUAAUCAAGUACUUUCUAAUCAGGCACCUUUAAAAACUGCUCAGUCGAUGCCGACCAUUAUUCGUGCAAAACCACCCAAACCUCCAGCGCCAAAGAUUUUACAGAAGAAAAUUGAACAAAAAAUUAAUUAUCUCGAAACUGACUUUACACGUUCAAAUAAAACAGUGCCUCUCGUUAAACCAACGACAUUAGAUUUAACUAAUACAUGGCCGGAUGAUUCCAAAAAUAGUCCUUCACCACCGAUGCCUACGAUACCACCACCUGCACCACCUCCAGAAUAUUUAACAGAGAUGAAUAACGAUUUCUCGGCUGGUAUCGGACAACCAUAUGGUAUAGCAUUGUACGAUUUUCCGUUGACACAAAAGGGUGAUUUACCUUUUAAAGAGGGAGAUGUUAUACACCUGAUAAGGAAAGUUAACGAUGACUGGCUGGAGGGCAGAAUAGGAACUUUGCAAGGAAUACUGCCUGCCAAUUUUAUUGAUAUAAAAGUACCAUUGCCCGGUGUUCCAGACAACACGGUUACUGCUAUUUAUCCAUUUGAGGGUGAAACAACAGACGAUUUAACAUUCAGUGAAGGAGAAAAGAUAACAGUUUUAUCGAGGAUAUCGCAGGAUUGGUUAUAUGGUGAGUGCGGAGGCCGAAAAGGGCAAUUUCCAACAAAUUACGUAAACAGAAUCCCAUGUGAUUUUACAUUGCCGCAUUAAUCUGCAUGUUGUAUUAUGUUCCAAGUGAUGACGCGUCAACAAUU
Ceratina calcarata is the source of this 1696-nucleotide messenger RNA. RefSeq names its product SH3 domain-containing lethal (3) 05822. Gene Ontology annotation, biological process: plasma membrane tubulation; actin cortical patch localization; endocytosis. The record is from RefSeq and is a predicted model, not a curated record. The transcript has 6 exons. Bases 273 to 1652 code for a protein of 459 amino acids. Gene Ontology annotation, cellular component: mating projection tip; actin cytoskeleton; medial cortex. NCBI's taxonomy places the organism in Eukaryota, Metazoa, Arthropoda, Insecta, Hymenoptera, Apidae. Gene Ontology annotation, molecular function: lipid binding; protein binding.